Molecule: messenger RNA, 4478 nt
Organism: Podarcis lilfordi (Lilford's wall lizard)
Lineage: Eukaryota; Metazoa; Chordata; Lepidosauria; Squamata; Lacertidae
Source: the annotation of a GenBank genome assembly
AUGCUCAGCCUCUCCCGAUCUCCGUCCCCAGUAGAAGAAAUGCAAGUUUCAAACGCUUCAUGGGUUGAGGUGAGAAACAGGACCCCAGGCCCUUUUGAGGGGCCGCAAUGGCCCUACGUGGCCCCACAGAGCACCUACAUAUCAGUGGCUGUCCUCAUGGGGCUGGUGGUCAUCUCGGCCACCUUGGUGAAUGGCUUGGUGAUUGUGGUCUCUGUCCAGUUCAAGAAGCUCCGCUCUCCUUUGAACUACGUCCUGGUGAACCUGGCCGUGGCUGAUCUCUUGGUCACCUUAUUUGGGAGCACCAUCAGCUUCGUAAACAAUGCCCACGGCUUCUUUAUCUUUGGCCAGGCGACCUGCGAAUUUGAAGGCUUCAUGGUCUCCUUAACAGGUAGGGAGAUGACCCUGGUGGCCCUUUGGUUUCCUUUGAAAAGCAGUUAUCAGACCUUGCAUUUACCGUAUUUUUCGCUCCAUAAGACGCACCUAGUUUUUAGAGGAUGAAAACAAGAAAAAAAAUAUUUUGAACGAAACAGUGGAUGUAUGAUUUUUGUGGUUCUUGCUGUGGCCACAGACAUGUGAUCUGAUGGUGAAUUUGAGGUGACCCAAUGCAAAAAUCCUGAGGAUCCAUGGGCUUUUACCUCCCCCCUCCCAGGCAGCCUCUGCUAGUGUCCCUUAUCUCUCUUCCAAUCCCACUGAUCAGCUGUUUCCUUUCAACACGCCCUUCCCUCUUGUUUGCCUUAGUGUCUUUUCCUUAGCUGGAGCAGUUUUUUGCUCCUCCUUUUCUUCUAAUUUCUCUCCUUAUUGCUUUAGCCUUCCUGUUUCCCCCUUUGCAAGUUUGCUGUCUUUACCUCCCCACUCCCAGGCGGCCUCCUUUAUCUCUAGCAUCCCUUAUCUCUCUCCCUGAUCGGCAAAUGAUCAGCGGCUUUGUUUCAACACCCACUUCCCUCUUUCAAAAAAAAAAAAAAAAGCAUGAUCUGCUUUUUACCCCUGGGCAAUUCGGCUCCAGGGACCAUGCAUUCGCUCCGUAAGACGCACAGACAUUUCCCCUUACUUUUUAGGAAGAAAAAAGUGCGUCUUAUGGAGCGAAAAAUACGGUAUACGCUACUGUUGGAGCAUUCGGAGCGCACUGUGCGUCGCACAUCUCCAUAAUCUGCACAACAGUUGCAUUUUCAUGCCAGUGUUAUGGUACUCAUAUUGCAGGUUGGUUGGGUGGGAAGGGAUGCCUGAAGCAGAGGAAGUCAGAGUUGGCCUACAAACACAAUGGGAUAUCGGGAAGGGCCCAACUUAGAAGUGGAACAUCUGCUUUUCAUGCAGAAGGCUCCGGGUUCAAUCCCUGGCAUCUCCAGGAAAAGUUAGGAAUUUUACCCUUUCUGAAAUCCUAGAGGGAGCUGCUGCCAGCGAGUGUGAUCAAUACCGAGUUAGAUGGGUUCAAGGAAGAGGGAUCAAGCUGCCAUCCAGGAAGGCAGCUUCCUAACAUUCCUCUUUAAACCAGCCCUUAAUUCAGAACCCCAAGGACUGGAACCCUGCUUCAUAUUUAGAAGACCUUUGUGACUCAGUGGCAGAAGGUCCCAGGGUUAAUCCCCAAUGGCAUCUCCAGUUGGGGCUGGGGGAGAAUGCUGUCUGAAACCCUGGCAAGCUGCUGCCAGUCAGGGUAGACAAUACUGAACUAGAUGGACCAGCUGUCUGAUUCAGUAUAAAACAUUUUUUUUUAUUUUUCGAAACCUUAGCAAUCUUGAUUUAAAAAAAAAUAAUAAUAAUUUUUUGUUAUUUAUACCCCACCCAUCUGGCUGGGCUUCCCCAGCAACUCUGGGCGGCUUCCAAAAAAAUAUUAAAAUACUGUAAUACAUCAAACAUUAUGGAUGUAGCGCCAUAGUUUCCCAUGAGUAAAUGCCCUUUUUUUGCUGCUAUCUGAUCAUUUAGAAAACUCUAGCCAUUUUUCCCCUUCAUGGAUCACUGCUUUGUAAGGAAAUCAGCCUUGAGUGCUCACUGGAAGGACAGAUCCUGAAGCUGAGACUCCAAUACUUUGGCCACCUCAUGAGAAGAGACGACUCCCUGGAAAAGACCCUGAUGUUGGGAAAGAUGGAGAGCACAAGGAAAAGGGGACGACAGAGGAUGAGAUGGUUGGACAGUGUUCUCGAAGCUACCAGCAUGAGUUUGACCAAACUGCGGGAGGCAGUGGAAGACAGGAGUGCCUGGCGUGCUCUGGUCCAGGGGGUCACGAAGAGUCGGACACGACUAAAUGACUAAACAACAACAAGCCAUUUUUGAGAUUGUGCUCUAGUUAUUCCCCUUCUCUGUGGUCAACCUCUCCUCUCUAGCCCUUCUUUUUCCAACUAGCAUAGGCUGGUCCAUUAGGGAAAAUAGGGCACCGCCUCAUCACCCUCAUUCUUAGCUCAGCCAACCCCAACCUCUCUGCCAUCUUACUUACAACCAGCCCAGAGGGUGGCACUGCCCAUCAGCUCCCUCCUCCUCCUUAGUCUCAGCGUUGCCCUUGCAGAGAGGAGGAGGAUGGGAACAAAACUUGAAUUGCUUGGCUAUGGCGCCACCUGCUGUUGGGCUCCCUGCCUGUUGCCCUACCAUUUCCAAUGGACACCGGUCAACUCUGAGUUUAUGUUAUGAAUAAAACCUGCAUUUUUCAAAGGAAACGCGCAAAAGCUGUGCCCGCUAUGUUUGGCUCUGUUCAUCCCUGAGCUCUUCUCGAGGAUGGGACUACGUGGGGCUACCUUUGAAGGUGGCCCGGAAACUACAACUAAUCCAGAACGCGGCAGCCAGACUGGUGACUGGGAGCGGCUGCCGAGACCAUAUAACACCGGUCUUGAAAGACCUACAUUGGCUCCCAGUACGUUUCCGAGCACAAUUCAAAGUGUUGGUGCUGACCUUUAAAGCCCUAAACGGCCUCGGUCCAGUAUAUCUGAAGGAGCGUCUCCACCCCCAUCGUUUUACCCGGACACUGAGGUCCAGCACCGAACGCCUUCUGGCGGUUCCCUCCCUGCGAGAAGCCAAGUUACAGGGAACCAGGCAGAGGGCCUUCUCAGUAGUGGCACCCGCCCUGUGGAAUGCCCUCCCACCAGAUGUCAAAGAGAACAAUAACUACCAGACUUUUAGAAGACAUCUGAAGGCAGCCCUGUUUAGGGAAGCUUUUAAUGUUUGAUGUAUUACAGUAUUUUAAUAUUUUCUGGAAGCAGCCCAGAGUGGCUGGGGAAGCCCAGCCAGAUGGGCGGGGUAUAAAUAAUAUAUUAUUAUUAUUAUUAUUAUUAUUAUUAUUAUUAUUAUUAUUGACGUGUUCUCUGUUGCUCUAGAAGGCAUGACUAGAACCAAGGUGGAAGCAGAUAUCGGCUAAAACUUUGGAGACACUGCCUGAUGGGAGGAGCAGCAUAACAGGGGAGCUGAACUGUCCCAGGAGCUGGUGGUGAACUCUCUACAGCUGGAGGUCUUUCAGCAGAGUUGGGUCAGCUACCUGCCAGGGAUGCUGCAGGUGCCAGACUCCUGCAUUGAAUAGGGCUUGGACUGGAUGGCCGCUGAGACAUCCCCCCCAACCCUAAAGUUCUAGGUUCAUCUCUUCUUCUUUUUCCCAGGGAUUGUGGGUCUUUGGUCCUUGGCGAUCCUGGCCUUUGAGAGGUAUCUCGUGAUCUGCAAACCAGUGGGCGAUUUCCGCUUCCAGAAAAGGCAUGCCGUGCUUGGUUGUGCUUUCACUUGGGGGUGGUCGUUCGUCUGGACGGUCCCACCACUCCUCGGCUGGAGCAGCUACGUCCCUGAAGGUUUGUUGACAGGGGACUUUAGGAAGCCGCCGCCUUAUGCCGUCUCAGACUGUUUGACCAUCUAGCCCUGAUCUUUUAUAUAUAUAUAUAUAUAUAUAUAUAUAUAAUUUUAUUAAGUUUUCCAUUUUUAUCAUAUUCACAUACCCUACAAUACAGUACAAACACUCAAGAGUUUUCUCCCUUCCUCGAACCCUAGGCUUGAGAACAUCCUGCGGCCCCAACUGGUACAGCGGAGGAAGCAGCAACAACAGCUACAUCAUGACUUUGUUCGUGACCUGCUUUGCAAUGCCUCUCAGCACAAUCCUCUUCUCCUACGCCAGCUUGCUGAUGACGCUGCGAACCGUGAGUACCGGGCAGAGUUGUGCUUGUGCGUGCCCUGUGCUGCUUCGAGCGCAUCGCUGUAGAUGGCCGGGGGCAGCUAGCGGUCCCUCGACGCUUUCCUGAUCCUUCCCGCAGGUGGCGGCUCAGCAGAAAGAGCAGGAGACAACUCAGAGGGCCGAGAGGGAGGUGACGCGAAUGGUUGUCGCCAUGGUGGCUGCCUUCCUCGUCUGCUGGCUGCCCUACGCCAGUUUCGCCAUGGUGGUCGCCACCCACAAGGACCUCGCCAUACGGCCAGCGCUCGCUUCCCUGCCGUCGUAUUUUUCCAAGACGGCGACAGUGUACAACCCCAUCAUCUAUGUCUUCAUGAACAAGCAGGUAAGCACCCAAGGAGAAAUUAAAUGA